UGCGAGUCAUUCCCCGCUGCUCUGCUCUGAGAUGCUAUCUGUUUAAUCGGCGCACGUAUGCGCAGAGAUUUGCACAGCGAAAAUGCCUUUGGCCAGAGACCUUCUCAACCCGUCACUUGACCAUGAGAGACGACAACAUAAAAAGAAAAGACUUGUUCAGAGUCCCAACUCCUACUUUAUGGACGUGAAAUGCCCAGGCUGCUACAAGAUCACCACUGUGUUCAGUCAUGCACAGACUGUGGUACUUUGUGUGGGAUGCUCAACAGUGCUGUGCCAGCCCAAAGGAGGAAAGGCCAGACUAACAGAGGGUUGCUCUUUUAGGAGGAAGCAACAUUAGAUGGACAUUGGAAACUUAAUGACUGAAUUUAAGCAGUGCCUUUUUAUAAAUCUUUCCAUUGAUUAAAUGGUGUCCAAUGACUAGUUAUCAUACAAAUUUUAACUUGUAGACAAAAAAAAUUACUGGCAGAAUUUAAUACGCAAAUCUCAGUAAAUAAAGACAGCAAUAAAAAA
Molecule: messenger RNA, 510 nt
Organism: Maylandia zebra (zebra mbuna)
Lineage: Eukaryota; Metazoa; Chordata; Actinopteri; Cichliformes; Cichlidae
Gene: rps27l
Product: ribosomal protein S27 like
Biological process (GO): translation
Cellular component (GO): ribosome
Molecular function (GO): structural constituent of ribosome
Source: RefSeq, a predicted model, not a curated record